AUGGUUGCGGAACAUAAGCACCUUGUGCCUCCUACCAGCAUCCAGGGACCUUCGAAUGUGAACUUGUUAGCUUGCACGGGCUCCCCGGCGCUGUCGGGCGGCCAGGCCCGUCGGAGGAAGCAGCCCCCCCGGCCGGCCGACUUCAAGCUGCAGGUGAUCAUCAUCGGCUCCCGCGGCGUGGGCAAGACCAGCCUGAUGGAGCGCUUCACCGACGACACCUUCUGCGAGGCCUGCAAGUCCACCGUGGGUGUUGACUUUAAGAUCAAGACUGUAGAGCUAAGAGGAAAGAAAAUUCGGUUACAGAUCUGGGAUACGGCAGGUCAGGAGAGAUUCAACAGCAUUACCUCAGCUUACUACAGAAGUGCCAAGGGGAUCAUACUAGUAUAUGAUAUCACGAAGAAGGAGACAUUUGAUGAUUUGCCAAAGUGGAUGAAGAUGAUUGAUAAGUAUGCUUCAGAAGAUGCUGAACUGCUCCUUGUUGGAAAUAAGCUGGACUGUGAAGCAGACAGAGAAAUUAGCAGACAGCAGGGAGAGAAGUUUGCACAACAGAUAACCGGGAUGCGGUUCUGUGAAGCAAGUGCCAAGGACAACUUCAACGUGGACGAGAUCUUCCUGAAGCUUGUAGAUGACAUUCUGAAAAAGAUGCCUCUGGAUAUUUUAAGGAAUGAGUUGUCCAAUAGCAUCCUCUCCCUACAACCAGAACCUGAGAUCCCGCCAGAGCUGCCUCCGCCAAGACCCCAUGUCCGAUGCUGUUGAGUUGCUACUUUGGAAACAGAGUGCAGCCCAUUCCUGGAGAGGGAAACCUUCUGUCGUGCACUACAAUCAUUUUGACAAUUUCCUUCCGCACUUUGUAAUCCAAGUCAGAGCUAUACACUAACUUGUAAAUAUGCAAAUAUACAAUCCUGGAUAAGUUUGGGUUGUAAGUUACGUAUUUCCCUCUAAAUUCUAUUUCCUUCAUUACCCCAGUGUCUAGUGUACACACACUGGGAAAUGUACUUCUAAUAUGAAGAAUGGGAGAGAGCGACAAGAGCUAUGAUGUUUCUUAAAUAAUAUAAUUGUCCUUGUUAGUUAUGAGGACAGAAGAUAUUCUGAUAACAAGAGAGAAUGUGGUGCUUUGCUUACUUAAAGACAUUUGUAAAACUAAAGACUUUGGGACGGGGCUAUAAGUGCUUUUUCUUUAUUUACAAGACAUUUCCAACUGUAGCAGCUUUGAAGUAUUGGUGUGUUUCUGCAGGUGAAGCUCCAGCCCUGGCUGCCACUGAAGGGUAUUUAUUAGUGUUCUGGACUGGCAGGAUAUUCCUAGUUACAGGCUGGAUUAGUGGUUCAGAAUUCAUGGUUUUUCUGUUGGAUGUACCCAACAGUUGUAAGAACAACAAAGAUUCAAUUAAAAAGAUUCUGUUGGGCUAGGGGGAAUGGCUUGGUGGUAGAGCACCUGCCUAACAUGCAUGAGGCCCUUGGGUUCCAUCUCCAGCACUACAAGGAAAAAAUACAUGAAAGAAAAACAUUUUUGAAAUGAUAGAAAAAGAUUUUAAAGGCACAUUGCUUCCUAAACAAAUCCUGUUUCAAGGAAUUUUAAAGACACCCUUUACUCUGUCAGAGGAUGUAGGUGCACUGGCCUCAUCACUCAGUUAACUUUGUAAUGAUGAAGCUCCUCUUGAAGGUGAAGCUUAAUCCCAUUAAGCGUAAACUGUGUUGAGUUUUUUUUUUUUUUUGGUCUGAUAAUGAAUUUGUGAACUCUCUUUUUGGUAUAUCUUUUAUUAAGCUGCACUGUUUUGUUUAGUCAAGAUAAAUAAGGAAGUAUGUAUUGGAAUAACUUGGCGUGUCUUGAGUGUUGUGCUGAGAAGCAUCGUGGUCUUUCUACACUAAUGAAGUGCAAAUAAAAUUUUGUAUUUAUGAAUGA
This is a messenger RNA of Dipodomys ordii (Ord's kangaroo rat), 1900 nucleotides long. RefSeq names its product RAB12, member RAS oncogene family (gene Rab12). Gene Ontology annotation, molecular function: GTP binding; GTPase activity. Gene Ontology annotation, cellular component: endosome; plasma membrane; synaptic vesicle. The coding region runs from base 1 to 756 and encodes 251 amino acids. Gene Ontology annotation, biological process: protein secretion; regulation of exocytosis; Golgi vesicle fusion to target membrane. NCBI's taxonomy places the organism in Eukaryota, Metazoa, Chordata, Mammalia, Rodentia, Heteromyidae. The transcript has 8 exons. The record is from RefSeq and is a predicted model, not a curated record.